AUGACGGGCGGUUCUGAUUUCCUAUUUCGGUCGGGUUCAGGUGCAGCCCUGCCCCUCUCCACUCUCCAGAAGUCCAGAUCUACUCUCAACCCUCAACAAUACCACUCGGUCCAUGCCCACCGCCACCAGCCACCGCCAUCAAAUCAAUGCCGAGCCCCUUGUUUCCCGACGCAACUAGUCCGGGAACUUGAGGAUGAUGUUGUAGAUGUUGAAGAAGUUGAACUUGGAGGUAAUUCUAAUCCUCCUGUGUCUACGAAUGCCGAUGUUAUUGAUGUUCAAGAUGAUACAGUAGUUGAAGUUGGACAAAAUACUAAAAAUAGACUGAAAAGAAAGGUUCCACCACGAGCGCCUAAACCUAAAAAAGAGCCUGGAAAAAGAUAUAGAUCUCCUUAUUGGGAUCACUUCAACGAUAUUAAAGAGGAGGGGGUAACCAAAUGGGUUGAGUGUAAGUAUUGCAAUAAACGAUACGAGGCUGAAAGUAAAAAACACGGCUUUAGUAAUUUGAAAGCUCACAUCCCCGCUUGCCCACUAUAUCCUAAUAGAGACCAACAUGGACAACAAAACCUUUCAUUUCGACCCACAGACGGGGGCAGUGUUGACGUUGUGACGCAUGUCUUUUCUUUUGACGAUUGUAAGAGAGCUCUUGCCAAAAUGGUCAUCAUUGAUGAACUACCUUUUAGGUUCGUUGAGGGGAUUGGGUUCAGAAAAUUUUGUAAGGUCAUGCAACCUAAGUUCUCAUCGGUUUCUCGCCAAACGAUAACUAGAGAGGUUGGUACAAUUCAUAAAAAUGAGAGGGGAAAACUGAAAAAAUUCUUGAAGGGUCGUAGGAUUUGCCUCACGACUGAUACAUGGACAUCAAUUCAAAAUCUUAACUACAUGUGUCUCACUGCACACUUCAUUGAUGAUGAUUGGAAGUUGCAAAAGAGAAUCUUAAACUUUUGUCAAAUUGAAGAUCAUAAGGGAGUUACCAUAGGCAAGAAAAUUGAGUCAUUGUUGCUUGAGUGGAAUGUUGAUGGUAUUUUUACUUUGACGGUAGAUAAUGCAAGUUCGAACGCCACGGCUAUUGAGUACUUGAAAAGGAAAACAAUGGAUUGGAAAAGGACUGUCUUGGAGCAUGAGUAUAUACAUAUGCGAUGUUGUGCACAUAUUUUGAAUCUUAUUGUUGUUGAGGGGUUGAAAGCUACUAGUGAGUCUAUUCUCCAUGUUCGUGAUGUUGUGAGGUAUGUAAGAUCUUCUCCACAAAGAAUGGAGACUUUUAAUAAGUGUGUGGAGAAGGAGAAAAUUAAGUUGAAACAAACUGUGUGUCUUGAUGUGUGUACUCGGUGGAAUUCCACUUACUUAAUGUUAGAAGUAGCCAUCAAGUUUGAGAAGACAUUCCAAAGAAUGGGGGAGGAAGAUAGUAGUUUCAUAAAUUUUUUUGGCAUAAAGGAAGGCAAUGAGGAUUCGUCAUUGGAGUUGGAGGGCCUAGGUGGGAGCCAUAUGAUUAGUGUCCCAACUCCAAGAAAACCAACUGUCCCAAACAAGCUUGAUUGGAAGAAGUGUGGGUUAUUUGUUACAUUCUUAAAACUUUUUUAUGCUGCAACCAAGAAAUUUUCGGCUUCUCUAUUUGUCACAUCCAAUAUGUUCUUUCAUGAGUUGUAUGAGGUUCAAGUGAAGAUAGAUGAAUUAAUCGCCAACCGAGAUCCUUAUAUGUCUUCAAUGGCAAUUGAAAUGAAAAGAAAAUUUGAGAGGUAUUGGGGGGAUCAAGAGAAACUCAAUCCCCUACUUUAUGUGGCAGUGGCAAUGGAUCCCCGGUUUAAGUUAAGGUUGGUGAAGUUUUGCUAUACAAAAUCCAAAGGGAAGGCAGAGGGUGAGAAAAUGGAGAAAAAAGUGAAGGAUGUUUUGAACCGAUUGUAUGAUUCUUAUGCAAAAGAGGGUGAAGUUAGACAACAUGUGUCUAGUGCAAGUCCAAUGCCGAGAGUGGAGAAUGAGGAUUGUGAUUCUCGCUUGAAUUUAGCUAUGGAAUUUGACACUUACUUGGAGGAGGAGUAUUCUAGUGUUUGUUCCUCGGAGGUAGACAAGUACUUGGGAGAUUUGUGUGAACGUAGAGACAAUCCGAAUUUUGAUAUCUUGGUGUGGUGGAAGAACAAUUCCAACAAGUAUCCAAUCUUGUCAAAAAUAGUGCGUGAUGUAUUAGCUAUGCCCGUGUCUACCUUUGCUUCCGAGUCGGCUUUUAGUACGGGUGGUCGCGUACUUGAUCCAUUUCGGAGUUCACUCUCACCGUCAAUGGUCGAGACUCUUGCUAUGGAUAAAGUUGAAGAUCUUGAACGAGAAACUGGAAAUGUGUGUGACUGCAGAUUGAGAAAUGUGGAUAUUGGAAAACAAGGCUUGGACCCUUGGAUUGAGCUAUGGGGCAUGGCCCAAAAUAUUUAUAUUAAUCUUUGGGCCAUUUGGCCUGCUGAAAUGAUACGGCUGUAUCCUGGUAAAUCGAUUGCUUUAGCGAUCAAUUUGCCAGAGGACGCAGGAGGGGAUUCAAUGAUGGUGCAGUUCGACACGGAGAGAAUAUUAGGAACAAAGAUCGAGUAUGCUUGGAAUCCGUAUCAAGCCUAG
Rhododendron vialii is the source of this 2589-nucleotide messenger RNA. RefSeq names its product zinc finger BED domain-containing protein RICESLEEPER 2-like. The transcript has 7 exons. Bases 1 to 2589 code for a protein of 862 amino acids. Gene Ontology annotation, molecular function: protein dimerization activity; DNA binding. The record is from RefSeq and is a predicted model, not a curated record. Lineage: Eukaryota; Viridiplantae; Streptophyta; Magnoliopsida; Ericales; Ericaceae.